Molecule: messenger RNA, 2094 nt
Organism: Somion occarium
Lineage: Eukaryota; Fungi; Basidiomycota; Agaricomycetes; Polyporales; Cerrenaceae
Source: the annotation of a GenBank genome assembly
AAAGCUGUUUCUGUUUCCUUUGUAUUGCUGAAUCGGCGCCAUUUAGUUUUUACCAUUUCUAUUACGACUCGGACCACACGAUUCCGUACAGCUCCACACUGAGCAUACAGAUUUUACCUACCAUCUGAACCCUCUGGUCUCGUCUUAUCAGACUCUGCUGGCUACUUACGAUGACCCGAUAUACGAAUAUAGCACGCAAACGUACAUACGUUGAAGCAGGCUUCAGUAACGAAGAUAAUCUGACGGCGGAAAUCCCUGCUCAGGUUUCUGCUGUUGCCUGCCCUGUGGUUCAUGAAGACGCAUCAGAAGCGAUAGCAAGCUCGUCAAACGAACUGACUUCGGAAGUAGUGAAGAAAAAGCGCAAACGCAGCAGAAACAAGAAACAACGUGAUACCGGCGAAAUUCCUGGGGAGACGGAAGAAGAUGGUUCGCGAGCUUCAGAAGUCGCUUCAGCGCAGACUUUAGAUGGUCAGUCAGCCGGAUCGAAGGGACCUAUGUCGAAGUCCGGAAAGAAGAAAUUAAGGGAGAGACGAGCAAAAGAUGCAGCGACUAGAAAGCUCGCGUCGGAGCGAAGACGACUGAAACGACAAGACGAUCGUCACGUAAAUACUACGUGUUAUGCAUGCCGGGAAACUGGUCACGCUGCACGAGACUGUCCUGCUACGCUUGGCAACGACCCAUCGGAUCCUGUGAAGGAGGGUAAAUCAGGGAAGCCCGCUGCGAGAGCUGUGGGUAUCUGCUAUCGUUGUGGUUCCAAGAGACACACCCUCGCGAGAUGCAACUCCUCCGUUGACCCUACAAAUCCGUUACGCUUUGCUUCCUGUUUCGUAUGCUCCGGAAAAGGUCAUCUCGCAUCGUCGUGUCCACAAAAUCAAGCCAAGGGUGUAUACCCCAAUGGAGGGUGCUGUAAGCUCUGCGGUGAAACAACACAUCUUGCGAAGAACUGUGAGAUGAGGGAAAAGGACAUCACCCCAUCGACUGCAUUCUUUGGUACUGGUAGGGAAGCCGGUGCAGACGAGGACGAUUUCCACACGUUUAAGCGGCGGACAGCCGAAGUAAGCCAUGAAGAGAAAGUCGAGGAAAAGCUGAAGAAGAUGCGCAAUGUCAAGGUUGGAGCACAUUCAGGCGUCGUGAAGUCGUUUGGUCCAACUGUAGUAAAACCUAAGAAGGUGGUUAGCUUCUAAGUGGCCGAAAUGUUUCUGAUUGUCUCCUCGUGGUCGACAUUCAAUGCUUCGCCCAUGGCCAGAGAGUCUCAGCUCGGCAGGCCUUGGGAUACGCCUUUGUCUUUAGGAUACUACCUCUCACUCAAUGAAGUCUGUUGUUUUCUCCGAUUGAGCCUCUCACCAUCAUUGGACCCUGCACACUUGGGAACUUCACUUCCGACUCAAUGACCAUUUCCCUGCAUGCUUACGUCUUGUUGGUGGGGAUCUAUCGGUUGAUAUGGCUUUGAGCCGAGAGAGGAAAGCACCCAGUCCCUUUUCGUGCAAUUUCAGAAGGUAUUUUUAUGUCCCGUUGCUUGACGUACGGCAGCUUUUCGAUCAGUCAGCUCUGAAUGAAUAAGGUGUCGUGCUCGUGGUUCUCGUGUUACCAUUGCGAUACUUAUUAACCUUGUUGUCUUUCGAAUAGAAGAACCACUAUGUUUACGUCUUCGUAAUCAAUGCGGGCUAUUCGUGCUUCGAUGGGGAGGGAGGGGUUCAGAGGCGUCCUACGGUUAGUGAGCCUGAGGGUGACAGCCGUCUAAUAGCAAACGAGGAUUCCAUUCAAUGACAGUGCCACCACUCAGGGUGCAGUCUGUCCAGUGAUAGACAAUCCUGGAGUUCCAUUCAUACUGAUAUCUUCCUAAGCCAGUUGCGCUGCAAGCCCUGACUUCAAGCUGAAUGUUAUAUCGGGUGAUGGAAGAAGGCCAAAGAUACCCCCAACACUUGCACAUUGGCGGAGAGAUAGGAACAAAACUAUAUGACAAUGACAAAAGCCAUAUGAAACCGGGGUAUCAAGUACUGCGCAAAGUAGGGCGACUUUAGGAAGUGUCGAAGAUUAUAAUGCUCUUGGGGUAGGCAAAGGAUUAUAACCGCGAGCAAUAUAAAUGCAGGUUCG